AUGAAUUCGCAAACAGGACCAUCAACCAGCACUGCCACCUCCAGCGGAGUUACCGAAUUGGCAUCAGUAACAGUCUCGUCGAGAAUACCGGAAUUUUGGUGCGAUCAGCCGCGUCUGUGGUUUAUACAAUGUGAAGCCAUUUUGGGACCACAAAAGUUGAGUGAUGAGGCAAGAUUCAACCUCGUCGUAGCCAAGCUCGGGAAAGAGGUUAUCCAGCAAGUCAGUGACAUAUUAUUGAAACCACCAGAUACCAAAAAGUUCGACGCAUUGAAAGAGCGUUUAUUGAAGGCUUAUGAAGAAUCAGAGUUAAGACAGUUUCAAAAACUUUUGAGUGGUAUGGAGUUAGGUGAUCAGAAGCCUUCACAGCUUCUGCGCCGAAUGAAAGAUUUGGCCCGUGAAAAGAUUCCUGACGAAACUCUUCGCAUCAUGUGGCAAGGACAUUUGCCUUCUUCCGUCCGUGCCGUGCUAGCAGUGAGUGAGAGUCAAGACCUGGAGAACCUGGCAGCAGUUGCGGAUAAAAUUAUGGAAACAUCAAGACCUUUACAAGUGGCAGAAGUGAACUCAACACCUCUCAGUGACAGUUCGUUCAUUUUGGCCGAAAUAGCUAAAUUGAGCUUAAAAAUCAGAGACAUGGAGAGAGGUCGAAAUCAAUAUAAAAGGUUUAACAAUAAUCGCUCGAGAUCACGUUCGACGUCUCGUGCCCGUAACAUGAGCCGCCGUACGCCGGACAGUCCAGGCUGGCUAUGUUACUAUCAUCAUAAAUUUAGACAAAGAGCAAUUAAAUGUGUGGAACCGUGUGCGUGGAAAAAACCUGAACAAAAGGAAAACUAA
This is a messenger RNA of Ostrinia nubilalis (European corn borer), 831 nucleotides long. RefSeq lists its product as uncharacterized. Bases 1 to 831 code for a protein of 276 amino acids. The transcript has a single exon. The record is from RefSeq and is a predicted model, not a curated record. Lineage: Eukaryota; Metazoa; Arthropoda; Insecta; Lepidoptera; Crambidae.